Messenger RNA from Drosophila mauritiana, 1307 nucleotides. RefSeq lists its product as uncharacterized. Bases 11 to 1258 code for a protein of 415 amino acids. NCBI's taxonomy places the organism in Eukaryota, Metazoa, Arthropoda, Insecta, Diptera, Drosophilidae. The transcript is spliced from 2 exons. The record is from RefSeq and is a predicted model, not a curated record.
AUAAUCCAAAAUGGACGAUAAAAUCAUCCUGAACGACUUUUCGCUGACAACUCUAAAAGAUUGGCUACGUAUUCUGGGCCAAAAUACGGAGGGCACAAAAGCCGAAUUAAUCGCGAGACUGCAAGACAUCCCAACGGCAGUUCGGGGCGAUUGUCCACCGGAGCACCCCCAGAAAUACGCUCCACCAAGAAACGACAUUUUUUCUUCACUGGAUUUCCAGAAUUGUGAAAUUAACACCGAUCACGUAAGUGUGAAUGCGAUGAACAGAAAAGAAUCAACCGAAACUGGCAGUGAGAGGGAGACAAACAUGUUCGAGCUACAGCAAUUACGCGCAGAGCUAGCAGAAGCGAAGGCAAUGCUUAACGGAACACGAUCGAGCUUGCAGUUCCAAGAACAACAACAACCAGAGCAAAGCAAGGCUACAGUUAGUUCCGUUAUCCAGACGGCGCAGUUUACGCAGGCUGGCGCCACAAAAGAGAACACAACAUUUCACUCGCCGCAGCGAUCCAACGAGAGAGCGGAGAGCCAGCGUUUUCCAGUUGAUGUUCUCGCUCUCGCCAAAGAGACGAUAACCGAUUACGAUGGGAAAACUUGCGCGCGUGCCUGGAUAACAGUGUUCAAAAAUAUCGCACGCACUUUCAACAUCGAUGACAACCAUUUACGCAUCUUACUCAUCACUAAACUUAAAGGAAACGCGCAAGUCUGGUUACAUGCGCACCCUGCUCGAUUGAUCGAACCAAUUGACAAUUUGCUUGAUCAAUUGUCAUUGACUUUUGGCGAGCAAUCAUCCAAGGCUGAGAUCCGGCGAAAAUUCGAGAGUCGCAAGUGGAAAACCGAGGAGAAUUUCUGCAGUUAUUACGAUGAGAAGAUGGCUCUCUCAAACGGGAUAAACAUCGACGACGACGAACUACUGGACCAGGUGAUAGAGGGCAUACCGCUGCAAAAUUUCCGUACCCAAGCACGGAUUCAAUGCUUCUCUACUCCAUCGGAGAUGCUACGCGCAUUUUUGAACAUCCGUUUGCCAGCUCGGAGGGAGCCACCUGUACAGCCAACCGACUACAAAGAUGCCAUACGAUGCGCAAACUGUAAUUCAAGAGGACACAAAGUGACAUCUGCAAGAAGCCCAAACGUGAACCAGGUUCGUGCUACGCCUGUGGACAACUUGGACACCUGGUGGCACAAUGUCCCACAAGGAAGAGCGUUUCAACUAAUAAUUAUAAUGCCUCAUAGACUCUGGCAGUCCUAUAUCUAUCAUUAAAAAGUCACUUAUUAACGAGACAAUGAAGUUAGCCCUAGUUAAUACUUGC